Lucilia cuprina (Australian sheep blowfly) is the source of this 552-nucleotide messenger RNA. Its product is annotated as ubiquitin carboxyl-terminal hydrolase 31. Gene Ontology annotation, biological process: protein deubiquitination. NCBI's taxonomy places the organism in Eukaryota, Metazoa, Arthropoda, Insecta, Diptera, Calliphoridae. Gene Ontology annotation, molecular function: cysteine-type deubiquitinase activity. The transcript has 4 exons. The coding region runs from base 1 to 537 and encodes 178 amino acids. The record is from RefSeq and is a predicted model, not a curated record.
AUGUCUCCCUUGUUAGUCAAUACAAUAAAAGGUAUUUACUCUAAUAAAUCUUAUGCCGCAACUACAGCUAAUGGUCAUACAAUAUCAUCGACUACAGAUCGUGUGCCUCCCAUUAGUGGUUAUCAGUGGCCAAGUGAUCAAACGCCUGGUGUAAUGGGUUUAAAAAAUCAUGGUAACACUUGUUUCAUGAAUGCCGUCUUACAGUGUCUCAGUCAUACCGAUAUUUUGGCAGAAUAUUUUGUUUUGGAUCAAUACAAGGCUGAUUUAAAGCGUCGCAAUAAGAUAAAUUCACGAAAAUUUGGUACAAAAGGUGAAUUAACCGAACAGUUGGCUAAUGUUCUAAAAGCUUUGUGGACUUGUAAGAAUGAAAGUGAUCAUAGCACCAGCUUUAAGGCUGUUGUUGAUCGUUAUGGUUCACAAUUUCGCAGUUCAACGCAACACGAUGCUCAAGAAUUUCUAUUUUGGCUUUUGGAUAAAGUUCACGAGGAUUUAAAUACCGCCACCAAAAGACGCUAUAAAAGUGUCAAGGUAAGUUAAAAAAUUUACAUUAAU